AUGACAACAGCUAUCAUCCAAGACUUUGGCUUCUGUCAUUACUAUCAGUGGAUUGCUAUUAUACUAUCCAAAGGGACUUGCCACUUUUUUGCUCUAUCCCCCUUUGGUGACAAUGCCAGCUUUCAAACUCUUGUUUCUCUUGGCAAAUGUCUAUUCCCGUAUCCCAUUGUAUCUCUACCAUGGCAGUCUACUUCAUCUUUCAUCCUAAACCAGCAAUCUUCUUCACCUCGGCACCCUGUUACCUUUUAUGUGGAUGUUCACUUGGAGGUUAAUUCCUUGGAGCAUUUGUUAGUUUAUACUCCAUCAGGCUAUUUGAUUAAACCUGAGCUUCUGCUAUCAAUUGAGGCAGAGCUAAAUGAGAGUGAUCUAGCAACUCAGUCUGGCUCAUAUGUACAUUGGCAAGAUGAGGAGUAA
Molecule: messenger RNA, 414 nt
Organism: Ilex paraguariensis (yerba mate)
Lineage: Eukaryota; Viridiplantae; Streptophyta; Magnoliopsida; Aquifoliales; Aquifoliaceae
Source: the annotation of a GenBank genome assembly